AUGGUGCUGAAGGAAGAUCAGUACCUGGUUAAAAUACUACUCACAGCUGGCAGAAAGGCCAAGAAAAUGGCUUCAGAUAGGGUUCUCCAGAAGGUUUUAAAUGAACAUAAGAUCACUCUGACGAGGAGAUGUGAAUGUGUGACUGAAGGAACUGAUGAAACAGGAAGUGGAACCCUCCUCAACAGCAUAUACACUGAGCUCUACAUCACAGAGGGACAGAGUGAAGAGGUUAAUACCCAACAUGAGGUGAGGCAGCUUGAGACAGCUUCCAAGAUGAAGACCCUCCAUGACACUCCAAUCAAGUGCCAGGACAUCUUUAAAGCCUUACCUGACCAACAGGGACACAUCAGAGUCGUUCUGACGAACGGCGUCUCUGGCGUUGGAAAAACCUUCUCAGUGCAGAAGUUCACUCUGGACUGGGCAGAGGGCUGGGAAAACCAAGAUGUCAGUCUGGUGGUUCUGCUUUCGUUCAGGGAGCUGAACUUGAUCAGAAAUGAGCAGUACAGUCUUCUCAUGCUGCUCCAUGUUUUCCAUCCAACAUUACAGAAAGUCACAGCAGAGAAGCUCGCUGUCUGUAAAGUUCUAUUCAUCUUCGACGGCCUUGAUGAAAGCAGACUUUCACUGGAUUUCCACAACAAUGAGGUUGUGUCUGAUGUCACCCAGAAGUCAUCAGUCAACGUGCUGUUGACAAACCUCAUCGAGGGGAAUCUGCUUCCCUCAGCUCUCGUCUGGAUAACUUCCCGACCUGCAGCAGCCAAUCAGAUCCCUCUUCCAUGUGUUGACAGAGUAACAGAAGUACGAGGCUUCACUGACGCCCAGAAGGAGGAGUACUUCAGGAGGAGAUUCAGUGAUGAAGAGCUGUCCAGCAGAAUCAUCUCACACAUCAAGACAUCCAGGAGCCUCCACAUCAUGUGUCUAAUCCCAGUCUUCUGCUGGAUCACUGCUACAGUUCUGGGCCACAUGUUGACUACAGACAAGAGAGGAGAGCUGCCCAAGACCCUGACUGACAUGUACUCACACUUCCUGGUGGUUCAGACAAAGAGGAAGAAGCAGAAGUAUGGUGAAGGACAUGAGACGAGUCCACAGAAGCUGACAAAGACUGACAUGGAAGUUCUUCUGAAGCUGGGGAGGCUGGCGUUUGAACAGCUGGAGAAAGGAAACAUCAUGUUCUACCAAGAAGACCUGGAGCGGUGUGGUCUUGAUGUCACAGAGGCCUUGGUGUGCUCAGGAGUUUGUACAGAGAUCUUCAAGAGAGAGUGUGUGAUCUUCCAGAAAACAGUCUACUGCUUUGUUCAUCUGAGCAUUCAGGAGUUUCUGGCUGCAGUCUACAUGUUCCACUGUUACACAAACAGCAACAAAGAGGUACUGGAGGACUUCCUGGGAGAAGACUGCAAGCACAGAGAGUCAAACCAAAAUUCUUUUUUCAAGAACAUCUCAAAGUGUUUUGGAAACAAUGAUAGUCGUGGCCCAUCUCUGGAUGUCUUCCUGAAGAGAGCCAUGGAGAAAUCCCUUGAAAAUAACAUUGGUCACCUGGACCUGUUUGUUCGCUUCCUUCAUGGCCUCUCUCUGAAGUCCAACCAGAAGCUCUUAGGAGGCCUGCUGGGUCGGACAAAGAGCAGUUCAGGAAGCAUCCAGAGAGCCAUCAACAACCUGAAGGCGAUGAACAGAGAUAAUGUCUCUCCUGACAGAAGUAUCAACAUCUUCCACUGUCUGACGGAGAUGAACGACCAGUCGGUACAUCAGGAGAUCCAAGAGUUCCUGAAGUCAGAGAAUAGAUCAGAGAAGGAACUCUCUGAGAUCCACUGCUCAGCUCUGGCCUACAUGCUGCAGAUGGCAGAGGAGGUUCUGGAUGAGUUGGACCUGAAGAAGUACAACACAACAGACGCGGGACGACGGAGACUGAUUCCAGCUGUGAGGAACUGCAGAAAAGUUCUACUUUGUGAAUGUGAACUCUCAGAUAUUUACUGUGAAGUUGUGGCAUCAGCUCUGAAGUCCAACCCCUCCCAUCUGAGAGAGCUGGACCUGAGUCGCAACCACAACAUGCAGGAUUCAGGAGGGAAGCUGCUUUCUGCUGGACUCGAGAGUCCAAACUGUAGACUGGAGAGUCUGAGAUUGAGUGACUGCAGGUUGUCAGAGAUCAGCUGUGCAUCUCUGGCCUCAGCUCUGAAGUCCAACCCCUCCCAUCUGAGGGUCCUGGAUCUGAGUAAAAACAACCUGCAGGAUUCAGGAGUGAAGCUAAUAUGUGGUUUUCUGGAGAGUCCACACUGUAGACUGGAGACUCUGAGUUUGUGGAGCUGCAGGUUGUCAGAGAUCAGCUGUGCUUCUCUGGUCUCAGCUCUGAAGUCCAACCCAUCCCAUCUGAGAUACCUGACUCUGAGUGACAACAAGCUGCAGGAUUCAGGAGUGAAGCUACUUUGUGGUUUUCUGGAAAGUCCACUCUGUAGACUGGAGGCUCUGGGAUUGAAGGACUGCAGGUUGUCAGAGAUCAGCUGUGCUUCUCUGGUCUCAGCUCUGAAGUCCAACCCCUCCCGUCUGAGAGACCUGGAGCUGAGUGGAAACGAGCUGCAGGAUUCAGGAGUGAAGCUCCUGUGUGGUUUUCUGGAGAGUCCACACUGUAGACUGAAUACUCUGGGAUUGAGGAGCUGCAGGUUGUCAGAGAUCAGCUGUACUUCUCUGGCCUCAGCUCUGAAGUCCAACCCCUCCCAUCUGAGAGAGCUGUAUCUGAAGAACAACGACCUGAAGCAUUCAGGAGUGAAGCUGCUGUCUGAUCUUGUUGAGAGUCCAAACUGUAUACUGGAGACCUGGGAGUGA
Molecule: messenger RNA, 2811 nt
Organism: Sebastes umbrosus (honeycomb rockfish)
Lineage: Eukaryota; Metazoa; Chordata; Actinopteri; Perciformes; Sebastidae
Product: NACHT, LRR and PYD domains-containing protein 12-like
Exons: 8
Coding region: 1-2811 (936 amino acids)
Molecular function (GO): protein binding
Source: RefSeq, a predicted model, not a curated record